Messenger RNA from Eruca vesicaria subsp. sativa (arugula), 300 nucleotides. NCBI's taxonomy places the organism in Eukaryota, Viridiplantae, Streptophyta, Magnoliopsida, Brassicales, Brassicaceae. The record is from the annotation of a GenBank genome assembly.
AUGACGUCCCCUCCUGCUUCUUUAGCAGCUGUUGUUGAGCUGUGCGAGCGUCUUCAGGGCCCUCAUGCUCCGCGCGCAGUGGCAGUGCUGAAGCUACUUAAUCAGGUCAUCAUCUACAACAUAUGGCGGGAACGCAAUGCACGAAUCUUCACGGGUGUUACUUCAACUCCAGGGGCCUUCUUCCGUGUGGUGGAUCGAACUAUGCGAGAUAGGCUUUUGUCUCUAUCUCGGCCAAAUGUGACUGCUCCCUCGCCUUCUUUGCUUGAGUUGUAUUUCUGGUUUAUUUCCCCUUAUAGUUAA